AUGAAGAUUCCGGGAAUUAAUACUGAGCGCCUUGGUGCCGUUUUCUCAAUCAAAUCAAAAAUACAGCAAUCCAACGACUGUUUUACUGUAAAAGGUAUUGCCAAUAGAACGAAGGUCAACCGAGUCGCCAUAAUAUCUGGCAAGAAAAAACUGGGCAAGUCAGCUGUUUACCGCAAUCGUGCAGAUCGUCGAAUCCGCGCAGCAGUAAGAACAGUAUACCCCGAACUGAAAUUGAAAGGGUAUGAUUUCAUCUUUCAUCUACAGCCAUUAGUUAUCACAGCACCCUGGACAUAUGUUUUAGAUAAAGUGGCGAGUUCGUUCAAGUCGUUGGAAGACCAAGCAAGAAUCACAAAGCAAAAGUUUGGCAAAAAGUGA
Mycotypha africana is the source of this 375-nucleotide messenger RNA. RefSeq lists its product as uncharacterized. The transcript has 2 exons. Gene Ontology annotation, biological process: tRNA 3'-end processing. Bases 1 to 375 code for a protein of 124 amino acids. The record is from RefSeq and is a predicted model, not a curated record. Gene Ontology annotation, molecular function: 3'-tRNA processing endoribonuclease activity; tRNA binding; ribonuclease P activity. Gene Ontology annotation, cellular component: ribonuclease P complex. Lineage: Eukaryota; Fungi; Mucoromycota; Mucoromycetes; Mucorales; Mycotyphaceae.